Molecule: messenger RNA, 1286 nt
Organism: Lycium barbarum (goji berry)
Lineage: Eukaryota; Viridiplantae; Streptophyta; Magnoliopsida; Solanales; Solanaceae
Exons: 8
Coding region: 88-1047 (319 amino acids)
Molecular function (GO): S-adenosylmethionine-dependent methyltransferase activity
Source: RefSeq, a predicted model, not a curated record
AUCAACCAACCCAACCAACAUUCAGAAAAAGAUAACACGUGUCUGUCCAAAAACAUUGGUGCACACAGAUAACAUCAUAAUCCAAAAAUGUCUAACCGUUUUGGUGUCAAGUUACAGAACCGGUUGCCAAAUUUGGCGGGCAUAUAUCCAUUUUCAGCACCAACAAUGACAACUACCAAUUCAGUUCCAUGUUGUUGUUCUUCAAAGACUCAAAAGUCAAGAAUUGUUGGUAAAAGGAGAGUUUUUGGGUGCAGAAUUCCUCGUAGAGUUGUACUAGGAAUUGGGGUAUCAUUUUGGUGUCAGUUUAUGAAUAUGGCUGGCAAUGUUGGUGGUAAAUCUUUCAUGGCUUCUGCAAGACAGAAAGGUGCAAUUGAGCAGGUUUUGAAGAAUCUGGAAUGGCCAGAACAAUUUCCUUUCAAGGAUGAGGAUUUCCAGCGGUUUGACGAAUCAUCAGAUACAUUAUUCUAUGAAAUGCCGCGUUUCGUGACACAUAUUGAUGAUCAAGCUAUUGCUGCACUUACCAAGUAUUACUCAGAGGUCUUGCCUUCUAGUAACAGUCCAGGAGUAGCAAUACUUGAUAUGUGCAGCAGUUGGGUAAGUCAUUACCCUGCUGGGUACAAGCAAGAAAGGAUAGUUGGAAUGGGUAUGAAUGAAGAAGAGCUUAAGCGAAAUCCAGUUCUAACGGAGUAUGUAGUUCAAGACUUGAAUAUUAAUCCUAAGCUCCCAUUUGAGGACAAUACCUUUGAUGUUAUAACCAAUGUGGUUAGUGUUGAUUAUUUAACGAAGCCUAUUGAUGUUUUCAAGGAAAUGUCUCGUGUUCUUAAACCUGGUGGACUUGCAAUUAUGAGUUUCUCGAACCGCUGCUUUUUCACAAAGGCCAUCUCGAUUUGGACAUCAACUGGAGAUGCUGAUCAUGUUAUGAUAGUUGGGUCUUAUUUCCAUUAUGCUGGAGGAUUUGAACCUCCACAGGCUGUGGAUAUAACUCCUAACCCGGGGCGCUCAGACCCCAUGUAUAUAGUGUAUUCCAGGAAGCUAGCGACAGCCUGAAAUUCAACUACUGUUCUACUGCAUUCAGCCCGUUCCGUUGCAGCUAUAGAGUUUUCUUGUCGAAUUGGUGCUAUAUAUGUGUAUGACAUUGAUUACAUGAAUAUGUAUAGUGAAGAGUAAUUAAGUGAAAAGUGUGAUAGGCCUGUGUCUAAACAGCUCCUGAUCCGAGAUAAUAUAAUCCCUAAUUUCCUUCGUAAACAACGUUCACAAGUAAUUCUAAAGCCAUGAUUCAGUUUUCA